Molecule: messenger RNA, 2387 nt
Organism: Protopterus annectens (West African lungfish)
Lineage: Eukaryota; Metazoa; Chordata; Ceratodontiformes; Protopteridae
Gene: ENOSF1
Product: enolase superfamily member 1
Exons: 16
Coding region: 590-1915 (441 amino acids)
Biological process (GO): carbohydrate catabolic process
Molecular function (GO): L-fuconate dehydratase activity; magnesium ion binding
Source: RefSeq, a predicted model, not a curated record
UUCAACAGUGAAACCACUUAUCAAGACCAUUUCAUUUUUUGAUGAAACCAGAAAUUGAUCACCUUGAUUAAAUGCAUGUAUCUCGUUAUGUGACAGUAGAAGUGCAAUGCAACUAAAACGUAACACACUGCGUAUUCCUUAUUUGGACUACAAUUCUAGCGUACCUCAAAUGUAAUAUUGCUUUAAAAGCCAAAAAAAUGUUUACGUUCAGACUUGAACUUGUAAAACGCAUGGAACUUCUGCCCUCUUCUCCAUACCAUCAAACAAUCGACUGUGUGCAUUGUAUAUGAUAUAUAAUAACACAUUAAGGAAAUAACUGUUGCCUUCCUUUCCGAAUCCGAUGACAACAACAUUUGGAAGGUCAUCCAUUUUUUCACCAAUAUUUCACUCCCCUUUACCAGUCCAAUAACGGAACGUGAAGGCGUGGCUAAAUGACGCAUUAACCAAUUAGGGAUAAAAUCAAGUUUCCAAGCUUUCAUACAUACAAGUUGUUUGAAGUACUCGUGACUUUUUACUGUGUGUUUAUUCUGUGCAACCGGAACAGAAGGGUUUACUAUUCUUGGAUUCUGGUAGCUAACGUUUUUAUAACAUGGCAAAGGGGGAAAUUACUAAUCUCUCCGUAUUUGACGUGCGCUUUCCUACUUCACUGGAUCAUCACGGCUCCGAUGCUAUGCACACUGAUCCAGAUUAUUCUGCUGCUUAUGUGAUAAUAGAAACAGAUGCAUCAGAUGGUUUAAAAGGCCACGGAUUUACAUUUACUUUAGGUAAAGGUACAGAAAUUGUGGUUUGUGCUAUAAAGGCUCUUUCUGUUCAUGUGAUUGGAAAGCAGCUUAAAGACAUUGUAAGCGAUUUUAGAGGAUUUUAUCGACAAUUGACUAGCGACAGUCAGCUCAGAUGGAUUGGCCCUGAAAAAGGAGUCAUACAUUUGGCUACAGCAGCUGUUUUGAAUGCUGUCUGGGAUCUGGUGGCAAAACAAGAAGGCAAGCCAUUAUGGAAAUUGCUUGUUGACAUGGAGCCUAAGCAGUUACUGUCUUGUAUUGACUUCCGAUAUAUCACUGAUGCCCUCACAGAAGAUGAAGCCCUUGAAAUACUGGAAAAAGCUAAAAGUGGAAAGGCCGAGAGAGAGAAGUACAUGCUGAAACAUGGAUAUCCUGCCUAUACCACAUCAUGUGCUUGGCUUGGUUACUCAGAUGAACGAUUACGACAGUUGUGCACUGAAGCACUAGAAGCUGGCUGGACAAGAUUCAAAGUGAAGGUUGGUGCAGAUCUAGAAGAUGACAUUCGUAGAUGCAAAUUAGUGAGAGAGAUGAUUGGACCAAAUAAUAUAAUGAUGCUGGAUGCUAACCAGAGGUGGGAUGUCAAGGAAGCCAUUGACUGGGUUUCUAAACUAGCACAGUUCAAGCCAUUAUGGAUUGAGGAGCCCACUUCACCAGAUGAUAUUCUUGGCCAUGCUACCAUUGCUAAGGCAUUAGCUUCGAGUGGAAUAGGAGUUGCAACGGGAGAGCAAUGUCAAAACAAGGUUAUGUUUAAACAGUUUCUGCAAGCCUCGGCUCUGCAGUUUGUUCAGAUAGAUGGCUGUAGACUUGCCAGCAUCAAUGAAAAUCUGUCUGUGUUACUGAUGGCUCAGAAGUUUCAAGUCCCCGUGUGUCCCCAUGCUGGGGGAGUAGGGCUCUGCGAAGUGGUACAGCACCUCAUAAUAUUUGAUUAUAUUGCUAUUUCAGGCAGUCUGGAAAACAGAAUGUGUGAAUAUGUUGACCAUUUGCACGAACAUUUCAAACAUCCAGUUGUAAUUAAAAAUGCAUCAUAUGUACUUCCAAAGGAGCCUGGAUUUUCUUCAGAAAUGAAAGAAGAUUCUCUACAGCAACAUAAAUUUCCUGAUGGAAAAGUCUGGCAGGAACUUGCAUCCAAGCCAUAGGUGCUGCCUGUGAAGAGCAUCAAAGCAUUAUGCAGUUUGAUGUUUUUUAGUAAUGAAUGACCAACUUUAUUAGUAUUAAUACUACCAUCAGGUGCCUGUGGAAAGAACACAUUAAACAGAGGUAAAUAGUAUGGGCACAAAAAUAUGAGAAAUGUUUUUUCUAAGGCAGGAAGUGGUUUGCUGACUUAAUAAACUUAAUUUGCAUUGUAUGUACCUCACAUAGCUGUGCUAUCAAAAUCACACUCAAUUUCAUAUUUGUAAGCAUACGUUAGUAGAAUACCAAGCUGUGAAUCCAAAGAAUGGGUGAAGAUCCCAGUUUAUUUUGUGUAAAUUGUGACAUUGCAGGAUCCAUGUGGGGGUGGGUUGUAUCGCUAUGGUAUAAAUGCUGACAUUAUUAAAUUCUGGUAAUUGUCUAUUGCUGUACCAUCGCCUUAAGAUACGUUGCUUUUAUAGUAAACUGUGUUUGAUUAUU